Messenger RNA from Manis pentadactyla (Chinese pangolin), 5639 nucleotides. It is a transcript of the gene CEP104, whose product is annotated as centrosomal protein 104. Gene Ontology annotation, cellular component: cilium. The coding region runs from base 480 to 3302 and encodes 940 amino acids. Lineage: Eukaryota; Metazoa; Chordata; Mammalia; Pholidota; Manidae. The transcript has 23 exons. The record is from RefSeq and is a predicted model, not a curated record.
CGCGGCGCUGCCGAGGGGCGGCGGAGGGCCCUGGCGGUCUUGCGGGCGCCGAGGUCGGGGCGGGCCUUCGUCCUGACAGGUACCCCGAGCUGGCCGGGAGCGCGGGCCCAGGGCACGGGCGGGCGGGUCUGGCGCAGACUUAACGGUCGUGGCACCGGGCCCGGGGGCGCCCCCUGCGGAGAACAGCGCCCUGGCCGGGGAGGGUGGGCGCCGCCUGCGCUCUGCGACCCAGCCCCCGAGCCGCCCGCCGCUGCCUCCAGCCAGCGCUGCCCUCGGCGUCGGGCGCUGUCCCCAGGUCCUGACCUCUGCUCUGGGCGCACAGCCGACGGCGCCCGGGCUCCUGACCGACUGACCGAAGCGUGUGAGGCCUGUGGCUCGGCCGGGCGCAGGUUCAGCUCUGACCCCCCUUUCCAUUUCAGUAUUUUCUCAGCUUUCGUUUUCUUCCACUGGACUGUGGCAUCCUGAGCCCAGUGCACAGGAUGCCCCACAAGAUUGGAUUCGUAGUUGUCAGCUCAUCUGGACACGAAGACGGCUUCAGUGCCCGGGAGCUAAUGAUCCACGGGCCAACCGUCAGCGGCUGGAGGUCACCAAGAUUUUGCCAAUUUCCACAAGAAAUUGUUCUUCAAACAGUGGAGAGAUGUCGAAUAAGAAAAUUACAGUUACUUGCUCACCAAUACAUGAUUUCAAGUAAAAUUGAGUUCUACAUUAGUGAAAGCCGACCUGAGUAUUUUGUACCAUAUCAAGCAGAGCGGUUUCGAAGACUUGGCUACGUGUCUCUCUGUGACAACGAAAAGACAGGCUGCAAAGCCCGGGAACUAAAAUCAGUUUAUGUGGAUGCGGUGGGACAGUUUCUGAAGCUGAUUUUACACCAAAACCAUGUCAACAAAUUCAACAUACAUAAUCAGGUUGCUCUGGUGGCAAUAAAUAUCAUUGGAGACCCUGCAGAUUUCGGUGAUGACAGCAAUAUUACCUCUAGAGAGAAGCUGAUUGACCAUUAUGUGGGCCACAACACCGAGGACCCGGCUCUCGAAGGCCCCUGUUCUGGGAAGUAUGACUAUAUUUCUCCACUUGAUGACUUAGCUUUUGAUAUGUACCAAGAUCCAGAAGUUGCACAGAUUAUACGCAAAUUAGAUGAGAGAAAGCGUGAAGCUGUGCGGAAGGAACAGUAUGACUAUGCCAAGAACCUGAAACAGGCCAUCGCUGACUUGCAAAAGGUUGGUGAGCGCCUCGGGCGGUAUGAGGUAGAAAAGCGCUGCGCGGUGGAGAAGGAGGACUAUGACCUCGCCAAGGAGAAGAAGCAGCAGAUGGAGCGCUUCCGCGCACAGGUGCACGAGCAGCUGGCACUCCACGGCCUCGCGGACCCUGAGCUGGUGCAGAGGCCUUCAGACCUACCCCUCCAUCUGCCCGCUCACCCCAGCAGCCCUCGCCACCAACGACCCGUGCCCUCUCUGCUGCAAGAGGACAGAGCGGCAGAGAGCUGCUUCGCAGAGUCCUUCCUUCCAGAGAAGCCCUCAGCGCACCCUCCAGAUGCCUCUCCUCAGCGCUCCACAGCAGACCCGUCCCCGCCCGCCCCAGACCUGCGUCUCCAGACCCACGUAGAUAGCUCAGAUUGCAGUCGCAUGCGAUUUACUCAGCAGCUCGAGGUCCUGCCGCACGACGAGCGGCCUCUCCCCACUGUCCGCAGGCAGCCUGCAGCGGCCUCAGAGCCCCAGAAGAGUGACGCGGACGCCAGCGAGGCUCCCAAAAGAAGCUCUGGGGGCGAGCCUGAGCCCCUAACAGAGAAGGCGCUGAGGGAGGCCAGCUCCGCCGUGGAGGUGCUCGGGGAGACCUUGGUCGCCGGGGCCUAUUCCAAGACCUGGUCGUACCGGGAAGACGCGCUGCUCGCCUUGUGUAAGCAGUUGGUGGAGAUGCCUGUGGGGACCUCGAGGGAGGACGCGAAGAGCACCCUGAGAGCAGCCACUGUCCUCAUCAGAAGAGCUGUCAGAGACACGGUGACCCCGGUCUUCCAGGCUUCUUUGAAAUUGUUAAAAAUGGUAAUUACACAAUAUAUUCCAAAACAUAAACUGAGUAAACUUGAAACAAGUCACUGUGUGGAAAGAACCAUUCCUAUUCUGCUCACCAGGGCUGGAGAUUCUUCUGCACGGCUCCGCAGUAUAGCUUCAAAUUUUAUUCAGGAAAUGGCCUUGUUUAAGGAAGUUAAGUCUCUCCAAAUCAUUCCAUCUUACUUGAUGCAGCCAUUAAAAGCAAACUCUUCGACUCACCUGGCAAAGAGCCAGAUAGACCUUCUGGCCCGGCUGCUCAGAGACCUGGGCACCGAGGGAUCAGGCUUCACUGUGGGCAAUGUGAUGGAGUUUUCAGUGAGCGCCCUGGAGCACAGAGUGUAUGAGGUCCGAGAGACGGCAGUCAGAAUUAUUCUGGACAUGUAUCGACAGUGCGGGGCUCUGAUUCUAGAGUACCUCCCUCCAGAUGACACCACCACACGCAAGAAUGUUGUCUAUAAAACAAUUUUUGAGGGGUUUGCUAAAAUAGAUGGCAGACCUACAGAUGCUGAAAUUAAGGCACAGAAAAAAGCGGCUACAGAAGAGGCAGAAAAACGGAAGAAAGAAGAAAUUAAAGCUUUACAAAGACAGUUAGCAGCCCUGAGAGAGACACGGACAGAAGCCCCAGCUGCAAAGGAAAAAGAAAGUGAGGAGGUGAAGGCGAAGACUCGGGAAACUCAAGGAAGGAAAGCAGCCCCACCUACUGCUUCAGAAACUCCCGAUAAUCACUUUCUAGAUAAUUUAUGUAUUUUUUGUGGGGAAAGGAGUGAAUCCUUCACAGAGGAAGGCCUGGAUCUCCAUUACUGGAAGCAUUGCCUCAUGCUGACCCGAUGUGAUUACUGCAAGCAGGUGGUCGAGAUAUCCAGCCUGACAGAGCACCUGCUGACCGAGUGCGACAGACAAGACCUGCUUGGGAGGUGCUGGCGCUGCAGCGAGGCUGUUUUGAAAGAGGAGCUGUCCAGACACAUAGAGACAAAGGGAUGUAACCCUGCCAAAUCAGAGAAGCUGGCAAACCGGUGUCCUUUGUGCCAUGAGAACUUCAGCCCUGGAGAGGAGGCAUGGAAAGCUCACUUGAUGGGCCCAGCUGGCUGCACGAUGAACCUGCGCAAGACACACGUGCUGCCCAGGGCACCGCCUCUGCCUCAAGGAAAAGGCCCAGCCAUGACCAAAUCAGGGGCCUCAGGAGCAAAGGUCGGAAGCAAGAUCCCUACCCCAAGGGGGGCCUUGAGUAAAAGCACUGGCAGGACACACACACAGCGGUGAUCUGACACUCCUCCAUCCUGUCUGAAAAAGGCACUAGCUGCCUCCUGGCUGCAAACCAUCUCCCCUAAAAGCCAUCCUAGGCGAGGCAGGCCUGCACGAUGCCAUGGCCACCAGCUCUUGUGGUGCUGGUCUUCUUUGUGGGCUGUGUGUGGACCCUGUGCCUGGCAAGUUAGGACCUAAUCUCCCUGUAGUUUUCGGAUGUCGGUGUCCCAUUUCUCAUGCCUGGUGUCAACAGAGGGGUGAGUGUUCUGUCUGGAGAGGAUCCCAAGUCGCUGUCCAGGAAGCCUGCAAAGUGCUGCUGCCCUGUCAGUCCAUGGGCCGGGAGCUGGCGGGCAGACAGCGCCAGCGCCCAUCCCACAGUUGCCAGGGUGAUUCCCAUAAAAUCUCUGCAAGCCUUUGCACAUUGGGCUCUCACUGUGGCUAAGUCUCCGCAGGGCUUCCGCUCCAGCAGUGGUACUGAGGCUGGAGAGGGCCGGUGUCCACAUGCCUCCUGUGCCUUCUCACCUCGCCUCCUGCCUGCCCCCGUCCUCCUCUAACAAGUGAAGGUCAAGAGUAGCCGCUCCUGAGCACUGGCCUCUCAGCACUCACCCUGCUAGAUGCCGUGACCAAGCUCCGCCUGCAGCAGGGGCCCAGCGUGGGCAUGGAGUGGCACUGGGUGGCUACCUGCCAGCCUUCCCUAGGCACUUCAAGCUCUUUACACCAGAGGUCCAAAAGUGCAUACAGGUGUGCAAAAUGAUGUCCCAGGGGCCCUUGUGCUCCCCUGAUGCCUGUCAGUCAGAACAACCCUCUCAAAACCCAAGGCAAACCUGGUGUGGUUCCUGCCAUGGGGCCACUUCUUUGCUGAACACUCACAAAUAAGCCUUCAGCAGGACCAGCCAACUCAGAUCACCCAGUCUGGGCCUGUCACCUGACCCUCUCAAAUCCACAUAGAAAUUGGAACUGUAAGUUCACUUUUCUCAAGUACUUCAUAUGAUGCUUAAAACACCUGAACGUCACCUAAAAUGACAGACCCAAACCUCCAGAUCCAGUCUCCUAAUCAGCUCCUGACCACGCGCCCUGGCACACGGAACUGGUUCCGCUUGCAUCCUGUCCAGGUAGUGUGGGGAAAAGCCAGUGUUUGUCUGAAGUCUGCUUGGAAAUGCCCAGUGUCUUCCUGUCCACACCUGUGCUCCCAGGGCCCUAGCCUCCCAGAGACCCAAGGAAGGGGACCCUCCCUGCCGAUGGUGACCAGGGCACCUGAGCGUUACAUGAGCAGGGCUUCAGAAUGCCAGCAAGAAAUGUGUGCAAUUGGUCAAAUUUGUACUGCACAAUUACUGUUGAAUAUUUUUAAUUCCCAACCAUGUCAAAAAAUAAUACAUUAAAAUAAUAAAGAGCUAUUUGAGCAAGGUGCUCCCUGGGUAUAUUAAUGACCAUAAUUUGCACUAAUCAGUCUCCAUUUUUGGUAAACUAAGACCUUUUGGUAAACUAAGACCUCAUAUGGUUGACUCAAAAAUACAAGUGUAAUACCAAGAAAAUUACCUUUUUAAAAAAAUACCCUAUUAAAAAAGAAAAAAGCAUGGAAGGAGAAAUAACAUAAAACUUUGCUAUGCAAAACAGUGCAGAUACUGAGAUAAUUAUAAAAUGAUCCUUCCUGGUUUCAAAAAGAUAUUGACCAUUAUUUUCUAAUUCAUUUUUAAAGUACAGAAAACAUUUCUUUAAAUAGAAUAAUGAGAAAAGUUAAGUCAUUCUCUUCUCAUCAAAACGUUUAUGAAAUAUAAGUGUAAUGUUUUCUAUAUUGUAACUUACAGAAGUCAUUUGUAAAAAACAUUUAAUAUUUAGUGAUUGACAAAAUUGGGUGCAAACAGGUUAGUCUUGCUGGCUACAGAAGAAUUAUGUGUUUAUGUUGAAAUGACUACUGCGAGUGAUUAGAGGCUAUUAAAAGCUUUACAAUUAUAUACUAUUAAGAAACCAAAAAUAAAGGAUAAAAAAUUUAAACGAACAUAAGAUCCCUUGCACUCAUAAAUAAAUAUCUAAAUUUGGACCAGUGAUUAAUAAUUGAACUUUCAUUCACUAAAAUGUUGCAAAUAUUUAACAAUGUUUAUUUCUAUUUUCGUAUUUUAGCAUAUUCUGUCAAUCUAAUUUAAAAUAAUUUUAUCUAUAAAUUUGGCAUUAGAACACAAAUGUAAAUACUUCUAAUGAAAAUUUGCAGAUUUUUUAAUGUUUUAACAUAGUUUUCCAUUUGUCUUUAUUUCAGGUGCCAGAAUUAUAAAAUAUAUAAGUAACAUUUUUGCUGUUGCUUUAGAACUUAGGGGUUAAUUCACCCUGAGUAUAUGAAUAUAUAAUAAAAUGAUCACUAAA